Molecule: messenger RNA, 2009 nt
Organism: Tinamus guttatus (white-throated tinamou)
Lineage: Eukaryota; Metazoa; Chordata; Aves; Tinamiformes; Tinamidae
Source: RefSeq, a predicted model, not a curated record
CAGCCAGCAAGCUCUGUGUCAGGGCGCGGGGGUGCAGAGAGUCAGGACAGGAUGAGGGAUAGCUCAGCAGCCACCUCGGCUUCCUCGUCAGUGACAGAUCUGUACUGCACCCCCUGCAGCAGUAGGUCAGAUCUCUUCCUCCCGAGCACGGCAGGAGACUUCAGCUUGAGCGCCAGCUUGUCAGCUUGUACGAUGCUCUAUGAGGGUGCAGUAGAGCCUAUGCAGAUUGACGUAGAUCCUCAAGAAGAUCAGCAGAAUGCACCUGAUAUCAACUACGUUGUGGAAAACCCCACUCUGGAUUUGGAGCAGUAUGCCUCGAGUUACAGCGGGCUGAUGCGAAUUGAGCGGCUGCAGUUUAUUGCUGAUCAUUGCCCACAGCUGCGGGUGGAGGCUCUCAAGAUGGCACUGUCGUUUGUCCAGAGAACUUUCAAUGUUGAUGUGUACGAGGAAAUCCACAGAAAAUUGUCUGAGGCCACCAGAGAACUGCAGAACACGCCUGAUGCUGUCCCUGAUAGUGGGAUUGAACCCCCUCCUCUUGACACAGCAUGGGUAGAAGCUACGCGCAAAAAAGCUCUUCUUAAGCUGGAGAAACUGGACACAGAUCUGAAAAAUUACAAAGGGAACUCCAUUAAGGAGAGUAUCAGGAGAGGCCAUGAUGACUUAGGUGAUCAUUACCUUGACUGUGGGGACCUCAGCAACGCUCUCAAAUGUUACUCGCGAGCCCGUGAUUACUGCACCAGUGCUAAACAUGUUAUUAACAUGUGUCUCAAUGUCAUUAAGGUCAGUGUCUACCUCCAGAAUUGGUCUCACGUUCUGAGCUAUGUAAGCAAGGCUGAAUCUACACCAGAAAUUGCAGAGCAAAGAGGAGAAAGAGACAGUCAGACACAAGCAAUUCUCACUAAACUGAAAUGUGCAGCAGGCUUGGCAGAGCUAGCUGCUCGAAAGUACAAACAAGCAGCAAAGUGCUUCUUGUUGGCAUCAUUUGAUCACUGUGAUUUCCCUGAGCUGUUAUCUCCUAGCAAUGUGGCUGUGUAUGGUGGUCUCUGUGCCCUUGCUACUUUUGACCGGCAGGAACUGCAACGAAAUGUUAUCUCCAGCAGCUCCUUCAAAUUGUUUUUGGAGCUGGAGCCACAGGUUCGUGACAUCAUCUUCAAAUUUUAUGAAUCCAAAUAUGCCUCAUGCUUGAAGAUGUUGGAUGAGAUGAAGGACAACCUGCUGCUGGAUAUGUACCUAGCACCUCACGUCAGGACACUUUAUACCCAAAUUCGAAAUCGUGCCCUUAUCCAGUACUUCAGCCCCUACGUGUCAGCAGACAUGCGCAAGAUGGCCACUGCUUUUAAUACCACAGUGGCUGCUCUGGAAGAUGAACUUACUCAGCUGAUCCUGGAGGGACUGAUCAAUGCCAGAAUAGACUCUCAUAGUAAGAUUCUUUAUGCUCGAGACGUAGACCAGCGCAGCACCACUUUUGAGAAGUCUUUGCUAAUGGGCAAAGAGUUCCAGCGACGUGCCAAAGCCAUGAUCCUGCGGGCAGCAGUCCUGCGCAACCAGAUACAUGUCAAGUCUCCUCCAAGAGAAGGUAGCCAAGGGGAGCUUACUCCAGCUAACAGCCAGUCCCGAAUGAGCACCAACAUGUGAAAAGCUUCAUGUGCUACCAAAAGAAAUGGUCCCUCCAGGACUGUAUCCAGUAUCUCACGCAAAAACUGCUGAGCUUCACAAACUGCCCCUGCCUCCCUCACUAUUGCUUGGUUGAGAGGGUCAGGGCUGAUGGUGGAUAAUACAAAUAUUCCAGUAACUUUAAUUCUCGUAGGAAAAAUUAUUUCUAAAAGUGGAAUCCUUGCAAUGGAUUGUCAUUUCAGUGCUGGUAGGACAUCUCCCUCCAUUCUCCUUCAUCCACAACUCUGUGAACAAUUGCUAGGUUAUUCAUACAGAUGCUCAUUAGAGGGUUUUUCAGCUGCUAUUAAUUUUCUUGGUUCAAUGCUGCAAAAAUAAAUAGUGUUAAGUUGAAUGGA